Messenger RNA from Plodia interpunctella (Indianmeal moth), 1715 nucleotides. It is a transcript of the gene CstF50, whose product is annotated as Cleavage stimulation factor 50 kD subunit. Gene Ontology annotation, biological process: mRNA 3'-end processing. The transcript has 11 exons. The record is from RefSeq and is a predicted model, not a curated record. Bases 114 to 1415 code for a protein of 433 amino acids. Gene Ontology annotation, cellular component: mRNA cleavage stimulating factor complex. NCBI's taxonomy places the organism in Eukaryota, Metazoa, Arthropoda, Insecta, Lepidoptera, Pyralidae. Gene Ontology annotation, molecular function: protein binding; RNA binding.
ACUCAGUUGUCAAAGUUGUCAAAAAUCGAUUAGGGUCGUUGCUCGUUUGCUGCCGGUGCAAUUUGUAAUUUUUUGAUUAAUUUGUGCUAUUUAAAAGUGAUUCUUAUUAAAAAAUGAAGGAGACAAACACCGAUGUAGACACUCGCAAUGUUGUUAAGAACAGGGAGUUGCUAUAUCGAAUGAUUAUAAGCCAAUUAUUCUAUGAUGGAUUCCAGCCUAUAGCAGCUACACUUGCUGCGGCUGUACACGCCGAUCCCCCAUGCCCUCCUAGUGACAGAUUGUUGAAUUUGAUGAUGGUGGGGCUUCAACACGAGCCUGAUCGCAAAGACCGUUUGGCUGCCUCCAGCGGGGCUGAGCACCUUCUUGGUACUACCGGAUUUGAUCUGGAAUACGAAAUGGACGCGUCGUCACUGGCGCCGGAGCCGGCGACGUACGAGACUGCGUACGUGACGUCACACAAGAUGGCGUGUCGCGCAGGCGCAUUCAGCGCGUGCGGGCAACUAGUGGCCACAGGCAGUGUGGACGCUAGCAUUAAAAUCCUAGAUGUUGAGCGUAUGCUCGCCAAGUCAGCUCCAGAGGAGGUGGACCCUGGAAGGGAACAGCAAGGACAUCCAGUUAUCAGAACUUUAUAUGAUCACACCGAUGAAAUUACUGGUCUAGAUUUCCAUCCCCGAGAACAGAUACUGGUGUCCGCUUCAAGAGACUGUUGCAUUAAAUUGUUUGACAUCACCAAGGCUUCCGCUAAGAAAGCAUUCAAGUCUAUCACGGACGCCGAGCAAGUUCUGGCGGUAGCUUUCCAUCCGUUAGGAGAUCACAUCAUAGCGGCCAGCACUCACCCCGUGAUCCGCCUUUACGACGUCACCACCAGCCAGUGCUUCGUGUGUCCCGUGCCCUCGCACCAUCACACGAAACAAGUCAACUCUAUCAAGUUUUCACCCAACGGUAAGUAUUUUGCUAGCGGCAGUGCUGAUGGCUCAGUUAAACUGUGGGACACGGUGUCCAAUCGCUGUUUCAACACUUUCGUCAACGCUCACGACGGAUUUGAAGUGUGCUCCGUCGCUUUUACCAGAAAUAACAAGUAUCUGUUAACGUCUGGUUUGGAUUCCUCUAUAAAAUUGUGGGAGUUGGCUAGCAGCAGAUGUCUCAUACAGUACACCGGCGCAGGGACAACUGGCAAACAAGAGCAUAUUGCGCAAGCGGUGUUCAACCACACGGAAGAUUAUGUAAUGUUCCCGGAUGAGGCUACCACUUCACUCUGCACCUGGCACUCCAGGAGCGCCAGCAGGUGUCAACUCAUGUCCCUGGGGCACAACGGGGCCGUCAGGUUCAUAGUUCAUUCGGGUACUGCUCCGGCAUUUUUGACGUGCAGUGACGACUAUCGUGCAAGAUUUUGGUAUAGACGGAACACACAUUAAGACUUUACGAUCUCAAAUAUUUUGUAAUAUUCUACGCUUGUGACACAACUUUAUUAUAGUAAAACACGCUAUGAAAACGCGUUAAAUAUACGCCUGGCGUGUUUUAUGAAACCUAUUGAUUGAGGAAUAAAAUAAUUACUUAAACGAAACAUAUUGGAAAUACUACAAUAGUGAAACCGAAUUUUUCGCCUCCUUUUUUGAAUGAAAAUUUAAUAAUUUAUAGGUUAAAUAUAACACGACAUAUGGAAAUGUUUUUAGUAUUAAGUUUAGAUUUAUAAGUGAAAAGAAUUCUUAAAAUUA